Molecule: messenger RNA, 3680 nt
Organism: Metschnikowia bicuspidata var. bicuspidata NRRL YB-4993
Lineage: Eukaryota; Fungi; Ascomycota; Pichiomycetes; Serinales; Metschnikowiaceae
Gene: PEX1
Product: AAA family ATPase peroxin 1
Exons: 1
Coding region: 94-3282 (1062 amino acids)
Biological process (GO): protein import into peroxisome matrix
Cellular component (GO): peroxisomal membrane; cytosol; peroxisome
Molecular function (GO): ATP hydrolysis activity; ATP binding
Source: RefSeq, a predicted model, not a curated record
CGCACCGGCAACGCGCGAGGGUUCAACGCGGAAACUGAUAUAAAGCGCUGGAGUAACUUCCCAUACUAGUUGACAAAUUAAUUUCCAUAAAAUAUGGAGAACGUGUUAGCAAAGGUUGUACUCAGACAGUCAUGGAACAACCUCAUUGAUUUGCCUUCUCAAGUUACCAGUUUAUUGUAUAAUGCCGGUGUCUCCCCACAAGAGGUCAUCGUUGAAAUUGUGCUGAAGACUCACAAUCAAUGCUACAUUGGAUGGUCCGGAAUGAACUCCAGAUCUUCGCUGGACAUGAAUAUUGAUCCCUUAUCUGCUCAGGCCUUAAAUCUCUCAGAGAAUGAACCGAUCACUAUCAACGUGAAGAUUCAAAAUUUCAAAUCAUCAAGAAUCAUGUUAGAACCCGAAACGUUUUCGGAUUGGGAGCUCGUUGAAUUACAUGCUGCGUACAUCGAAUCCAAACUCAUUGAGCAAUCCAGGUGCGUAGCCGUGGGCCAACCUUUGAUUAUAUAUCCGACUAAGACCUCAUCGGUCAAACUACACGUGAAAGACAUUGGCGCGGAACAUCGGUUUGCCAUGAUAGAUCCUUUUGCUGAGGUGAGCAUUGCCCCUAAGCGAUAUGAAGAGAAGUCUGCAAAUGCUCGCUCUUCAAAGUCAAUAAAAAACUCUCUGAGUGAUAAGAUGUCAACCCCUACUCUUUUGAAAAGGGGAAUUUCAAUGCACAAUACAAGUCAGCAGGUUGGUUCUUCCGAUCCAAGGUCAAAUGAGUAUGCUCUAUAUGGAAAUAUUCAAGAGUUCACUGGUACUUUUGGAAGCUGUGAGUUUUUCUGUGUGUCGGUUAUUGCUGGUCCCGACUCAAAGCUGCAUAAUGAUUCCCCAUCCCCAGUUAGUAGCCGAGAGGCAACAAAACAUCCUGAGAAAAGUAAGCAGGUGGCCAUCAUCCUGGAGAGUAAACAAAUUGUUGCAAGUUUUAUCGAUCACUCUGAAUCACCUAAAAAUACAGUCAUGUUGAGCGAAAACCUUGCAAUAUCCUUGAAUGUCGAAAACUCUUUGGGCUAUAAAGUGGUUCUCAAGCCAGCAUCAAAUUGUAAACCUACAAAGGCUCCGACAGUGAUCAUUCGCCCAUACAUAACCAAAGGCAAGAAAAUUGAUUUUGUUUCCCGAUCUUCACCAAAAAAGACCCAGGUUGAGGACUCAAAACAAAUUGCCGAGUCAUUGUUUUUUAAUUCCAAAGGCUCGACAUACCCAGUAUCAAAUUUCUGCAAAGUCCCAAUUGUUCCAAAAUUACUACCAUACGGUGGAAUAAUAACUUUCAAGAAAACUCUGGAUCCACAUGCGUGGUUCAGACUUUCUGGUCUGGCUAAAUCCAUUAAAGAGCUAAAAAUCGAAUUCGGAGAGCCAAUCACACGCUUUCCGUGGGAAAUACAGAAAAACUCAUCAAGCGCUGAACUCGAAACCUUGUAUGGUAUCGAUCCCCUUCUUAGUGACCUAACUGAACACUUGAGAGUAUUCAAGAGCACGGGUCUAGUGAUCCAUGGAACCCAAGGAAGUGGAAAGUCUGCAAUUUUGAAAGUUUUGGAUAGAAGAUUAAGAGACGAAUGUAACAUGUUCACCAAAUUUGUUGCAUGUGAGGUCUUGAUGAAUGAAAGUACUGAGCAAAUACGCCCCAAAUUCACGAGAUGGAUCAACGAAGCUGUUUGGAAUCAGCCCUCUGUUCUCAUUUUCGACAAUUUGGACAAGGUAUUAUCAGCUGAAGUUGAGAACACCGAUUCCUCGAUAUCUGAUCAAUUGACCGAGCAUCUUAUCUCUCUAAUGCGAAAUGUUUCUUCGCAAAAAGGAACAAAUGUCUCCAUUCUAAUUUCUGGAAAAUCUAAAGAAUCAUUCAACAAGUUGUUUUUUCAGUCUCAUUUAAUCGAAAAAUAUUGCAAUAUUGGAGUUCCGGAUAAGGCUACAAGAGCUGCAAUUCUUGAGAAUUAUCUAUCCCGAAAUCUUAAUUGCACACUUUCUUUUGAUUUAAUGGAUGUUGUUCUGGAGACUGAAGGAUACUUACCUAAUGAUUUAAAGGUUUUGAGUGACAGAAUGUAUUAUGAAAGUCUUCGUUGGUGUAAGAAAAACCACACAAUGAUUGAGGCUGAAAAAGAGAUCAAUAUUCAUUCGAGAGAUUUGGAAGCAUCGCUUUGUGGAUUUCAACCAUCAAGUUUAAGAGGAGUCAAAUUAGAAAAGUCAGGAACACAAUGGAAGGAUAUUGGUGGAAUGGAAGAGGCGAAGCGUGUACUUUUGGAAACUCUCGAAUGGCCAACGAAGUAUGCCCCAAUUUUUGCCAGCUGUCCAUUGAGAUUGAGGUCUGGACUCCUUUUGUAUGGAUAUCCAGGUUGUGGUAAGACCUUGCUCGCGAGUGCCAUAGCCAGUCAGUGUGGUUUGAACUUUAUCUCCAUUAAAGGCCCUGAAAUUCUCAAUAAAUAUAUUGGCGCUUCAGAGCAAUCAGUGAGAGAGCUUUUUGAAAGAGCUCAGUCUGCUAAACCCUGCAUUUUGUUCUUUGAUGAAUUCGACUCUAUUGCUCCGAAAAGAGGGCACGACUCCACUGGCGUUACUGACAGAGUCGUGAAUCAAAUUUUGACUCAAAUGGAUGGUGCAGAGGGCUUGGAUGGGGUUUACGUUCUAGCAGCUACUAGCAGGCCGGACUUAAUAGAUUCUGCCCUAUUGCGUCCAGGUCGUUUAGACAAAAGCAUUCUAUGUGAUUUACCGGAUUUUCGUGACAGAUUAAACAUUUUAGCAUGCAUCUGCAAUAAAAUGAAUAUUCUGGUAAAUUUGGAACUCGAAGACAUUGCCUCCAAAACCGAGGGAUUCAGUGGUGCGGAUUUGCAAGGUUUAGCCUAUAAUGCGUAUCUAAAGGCGGUCCAUGAAAAGCUCAGCAACGAUGAGAAGAUUGCGAAUGGCGAAAUAAAUGGCCCCGAAGAAAGCCAUGAGUUUUUUCUUAUCAACUCUCAAAAGGAGAGAAAUAAGAUAAGAACCGCCGAGAAUGUCGCUAUACUGCAGCAACUUAUGGCAGUUUUUGGAACUAAGGAUAAACAAGCGGAUUCAGUGCAACCAGAAAUUGAAUCGAGUAGAUCUCAGGUUAUAAUCAAGAGAUCACAUUUCCUCGAAAGUUUGAAAGAAAGCAAACUGUCCAUCUCUGCAUCUGAAAAGACUAAGUUACUCAAAAUCUACACCGAAUUCCAAAGUGGCAGAGAUGGAAAUAUGCCAGAUGGAAGCACGAGUAAUGAAAUUGGCGGUCGCACCACACUCAUGUAAAUUAAAUGUGAAUUACUGUGGAUUCUAACUGCACCCUUCGCGCCACGGUCCUUUGGCGAGCUAUCCUGUUCUUUCGACUGCAAAAAAUGCGGCCCAAUUAAUGAAGCUUACAUUCUUAUUUAUCAUGUAUCCUGUUUAGGUCAAAUUGGGUCAUAAUGAAAACGAUAUUUUCAGGGCUCUUAAUAUCGUGUGUUGCCUAAGGGCUUCAAGAUGGUAGUCUUUAAAAUAUUGAGUCGCAAAAAACAAAAAUUUUGCUAUAAACUGAAAAUUUGGAAAACGCCUCUAAUAAAUCUACAAACAAAGAGCGAGUUGAUUAAUCAUUUGAUCUAACAUGUCUUUUUUUUUUUGAAGGACAAACAUAUGUAUGUAUCUUAAGAAACAGAAAAUCACCGCCAGAU